AACAGUUAACAUAAGCAUGGCCUUUAAUUUCUUCGAAAAUCCGAAUGCAAAAUUUAACCUGAAAGCAAGCGCUAUUGCAAGUUAUGCAGCAAAGAACAUUAUUGUGAAUGCAUCCCUCAACUUUUGGGGAAGCGAUGAUCCAAAAGAAAUAGAGAAUACACUUUUCGAUGCGGACUAUGAUGGCACGUUGUUGGAUGUAAUAUACCGACCAUAUCUGGGAUCAAAAAAUAUAUCGGAUAUCCAGAACAGAGUAAUCAAUUUCGUUUCUGGGAAUCGAAUAGGAGGACUGGUAGAGGGGAAUGUGACAUUAUUGUUAACCGGAAGUCCCUACACUGUCGUUUCUAACAUUGAAGUUGGCGUUAAUGAUACAUUGAAAAUCGAGGCAGGAGUUGUCCUUCGAUUCAAAUCUGAUAUCGGCAUUAUUGUACAUGGCCAAAUGGAUGUUCUUGGUUCCCCGGAAGCUUUGAUAGUCAUGGACAUGGAUGCAUUCGAAUCAUCAUGGAGGGGAAUUGAAUUCUCGGCUGCUGAGAAAGAGUCACGCAUACAAUAUUUAAUAAUUAAUAAUACGAAAGGAGGAAUAAAAACGACAUCUUCCACUUUCCUAAAAAAUGUGACGUCUUUGAACUCGGAUUCGUCUGGAAUUCAGAUAUCCCUUACAGAUUCUUUGAGUUCAACAUUAUCAUCAAUAGCUUCGGAGUUGGCGGCCGUUAAUUGCUCUAGAGGAAUUGUCAUAGUAGGUCAACCUACAAACUUGUCUACACUCACAAUAACCUCUUGUUUGGUGUUUAAUAAUUCCAUGUACGGCAUUGAAGUAUCAACAAGCGGAAAUGUUACUAUUAAUAGUUGCAUCAUAAACAACAACGCAAUGUCAGGAUUAAAACUUGAAAUGCAGAAAUACGGCAGACUGAGUCUCAACAAGUGUGACGUAAAGAACAAUUUGAAACGAGCCAUAGAGGGCACGAUCACCGGCGGCCUGAGUAUUGAUAAUUGUAACAUUUCCGAUCACAUCAUUGGACAUUACAACUAUUGGCAAAAUUGGAUUGCUGACAAGUUCAUUUACGUUGUUGUCAACUGUCAAUUGGGUGAAAGUUUUGUUUUUAUAACUAGUUCCCUUUUCUUAAACAACAUUUCCGACGGCAUACAGUUGACGAUCAGUUAUUAUAACUUUGCAAACAUGUCAGUGUUAAUAAAUAAUAACACAUUUUCUAAGGGAAAUAAGACAUUCCGCUAUCAAAACGAAAACUACUACUAUCGAGAAAGAACUUGGAACACUAUCAGUUUUAUGAAUAAUGUUAUCGAAAAUGUGAAACCGUUAAGCAAUAGCAAUAAUGUUGUUUUGAACGAAUUCAUCCUCGGUGAACAUGACGAACUUUUUAUUGAUAAAAACACUCUUGUAAGAAAUCGUGGAGGAUCAGCCUUUGCAGUAGGUACCGUUUAUUUGGUUCAUGUUAUCAAUAUGACUUUUACUGGCAAUACAUUUAUGGACAAUGAUUUCACUUUUGCAACGGUUGAUGUUAGGUCACAGGUUAUAGCAAACAUCCACAGGAAUGUUUUUGAACAUUUCGGGCAACAGAUAUGUACAUUACGAGCUCCGGCGUUUGAUAUCAACUACAAGAUAAACGCCACAUACAAUUUCUGGGGAACUGACAACUUUUCAAACAUAUUAGAAUCCGUUUGCGGUUUCGAGAAAGACAUGGGACUGAGUUUUGUGUCCUACAUUCCCUUCUUCACCGAUGGUCGAUUGAAAACACUAAGGAUGCCAGAUAAUUUCAACUCGGCGGCUUAUGGUGGCGAAAUAACGGAAGCGGUUUCUUUAUAUACAAAGGACCACCCAAAACCGAUACUUAUUUCUCGUUCAAUACUGAUCAGACCUACAGGAUCAUUAUUGAUUGAGGAAGGUGUGACUUUACGUUUUGAAGAAAAGCGAGGAAUAUACGUUCAAGGUUCUUUGAAAUGCUCAGGAACCACUUUACCCGUAAGACUGGAGAGCAGCGGUUAUAGAUAUUCAUGGGUUGGACUGUUUGUUAACUCAACGUCCAUACUUGAGCAAGACAAAACCCAACUGAUAAACACUAUAUUAAAGGACACUCAAAAUGGAAUCGUUGCAUACACACAAAAUUUUGAAUUUGUCAAGGGAACUAUUUCUAAUUCUGUUACCAACUGCUUACUGCUAUAUCCAUCUAUUACGCGCCUCACUAUAUAUGACUUUGAGGGAGCAAUGCUUGAAAAUUGCACACAGAAGGCAGUGUUUGUAGAUGGAAUAGGUAAAACGGCUUUGGUGAAUGUUAACAUAAGGAACUCGAAGACAGGCAUAUAUGUGUCUGGAGCGGAGGGUUCGAUUGAUGUAAGGUCUUCCAAUAUAUCACUGAUACAUGACGUCGGAGUUGAAAUACAGUUUACAUCAGCGAACGCUGCUGGGAAUGUAACGAUCGAAAACAAUAUGAUAUCUAAGUCAUUUAGGGGACUAAUUAUAAACGUUGGAAAUGAACGAACGGUCAACACAAUAAAGAUAUCACGAAACUCUAUUGCUGAUGCUCUCAAGGAUGCUCUGUAUGUAAGAUUUCCAUCUUAUCGUUCAUUUUAUGUUUAUGGAGACCGAAGAACAGUUGAAAUAACACUAAAUACGUUUCACAAUUCGUGUGGGAUUUCGAUCGAAACAUGGAACACUGCUAAUCUGACUUUCAACAACAACAUUGUUAAAGAUACUGUCUGUGUAGAUUGCGAAUGUCUUUUCAAAAGCAUUGCUCUUGGAGACGGACGACACACUGGAACAAGAAGAUUUGAUAUGUCAACCAAUGCUUUUGAAAAUAUAACCGCAAAAUGUAUUGUUUAUCUCGAAGACGAUGACAAUGCGAAUUUGAAAGGGGAAUUUUUGUAUAAUAAAAUAACUGAGACACAUACAGCUGAUACCACAGUGUUAACCAGAGCUUACUUUAUAAACAUAUCUCAGAAUAUAUUUGAUAAUCCUUUAUCAGCAUUUGAUGUAAAGACCUCGCUUGAGGGACAACGCAUACUAAAUGCUACAGGGAACUGGUGGGGUAGUUCUGACGCAGCCAUCGCUUACAAUCGCAUAUAUGAUCAAUGUCGUGAUCCAGGACUGGUUUUCUUUAAUGUUGAUCCAGUCGUUACUACACUCACGUUAGAUUGCAGCAAUGUGAACAAUUGCUCCCAGAAAGGUGAAUGUGUGCGUCACCAAACAUGCAGAUGUUCUUCAGGAUGGACUGGUCCUUAUUGCACGGAAUUUGACUGCGUUGGUGUCAAUAACUGCUAUGGAAACGGUGAAUGUGUUGGUCCGAACGUUUGCGAGUGUAAUGAGGGAUGGAGCGGAUCACUUUGUAUAUUCGCAUCAUGCAAAAAUGUUCACGACUGUAGCGGGAGAGGGUUUUGCACCCAACCAGAUAGAUAUCUGCACAUGUUCGCAGGCUUUCACCGGUGUCGACUGUGGUUCCUGUGUGCCGCUGUAUUGGGGUCCCGACUGCAGACCUUGUCCGGCUUGUAUACAUGGUUUAUGCAGUCUUAACUCAGGACAUUGCGACUGUGAGGACGACAAUUGGAGCGGUUACCUCUGUGACAAGUGCAGUGAAGCAUUCUACGGUCCAGAUUGCCUCCCUUUAACUAAAGUUCUUGAUAUUGUGCCGAACCAAGGCAUUGACAAGGGCGGUAA
Molecule: messenger RNA, 3664 nt
Organism: Mya arenaria
Lineage: Eukaryota; Metazoa; Mollusca; Bivalvia; Myida; Myidae
Exons: 9
Coding region: 17-3520 (1167 amino acids)
Source: RefSeq, a predicted model, not a curated record